Salvia splendens (bonfire salvia) is the source of this 835-nucleotide messenger RNA. Its product is annotated as 30S ribosomal protein S21, chloroplastic-like. Gene Ontology annotation, molecular function: structural constituent of ribosome. Bases 28 to 555 code for a protein of 175 amino acids. NCBI's taxonomy places the organism in Eukaryota, Viridiplantae, Streptophyta, Magnoliopsida, Lamiales, Lamiaceae. Gene Ontology annotation, cellular component: ribosome. The record is from RefSeq and is a predicted model, not a curated record. The transcript is spliced from 2 exons. Gene Ontology annotation, biological process: translation.
CAAAUUAAAGAGCCCUAGAUUUCAUCCAUGGCGACCUCAUCCUUAGCCAAUCUCUUCUCUCUCUUCAACCCCUCAAAGCCACCACCACCCUCUCGAGCUCUGAAACUCCCGCCGCGUCCCCUCUCCGCCGCGUCUGACACGCGUCCAGGGUGGGAACCGCUGGUGCAUUCCAAUGAGGCGCAGUCGCGGUCUUCGUACUCGGCCGACGUUGCGGCGGUGGUGUGCCCCUCGCUCGCCUACGCGAACACGAUGUUCUUCCGAUCCGCGUACAAUGUGCAGGUGAUCGUGGACGACAACGAACCGGAGGAGAAGCUGCUCGGCCGGUUCAAGAGGGAGGUGAUGCGCGUCGGACUCAUCCAGGAGUGCAAGCGCCGCCGGUUCUUCGAGAACAAGCAGGAGGAGAAGAAGCGGAAGAAGCGAGAGACUGCCAAGCGCAACCGUCGCAGACGACCUCAAGCAGGAUUCGCGACACAAGACAAGCCAGAGGUUUCGAAGAGCAAGAAGGAAGACGAUGAUGAUAACUGGGAUGUUCCUGAAGGAGUCCUUCCCAAGUGACCACGUCGUUUACUUAAAUGCUGCUCUGCUAGCCUUUUUCGCCACUUUCAUAUUGCUUCAGUGAAUUGUGAGUUUUCGAGGUCUCAUGACGUUUCUUUCUAACCCAGUCACAGUUUUCGUGAACCGAUUUUGGUAAUGUGAGAUUUGAUAUGAAUUCGCUGGUUGGAUGAUGUCGGUUCGUAUUCUUUCUACCACUGAUUAUAUCGAGAUGCUUAUUGGAUGAUUAACAAAUGUCUGCAGUAAACUAGUUGUUAAUAUUAUCAUCCUGUGGUUGUUUAUA